Messenger RNA from Paramuricea clavata, 1641 nucleotides. Lineage: Eukaryota; Metazoa; Cnidaria; Anthozoa; Malacalcyonacea; Plexauridae. The record is from the annotation of a GenBank genome assembly.
AUGAAGGAAUCAAACGAACUAGAACUGGAAUGUCAACAAGCGAUCGAAAAGGCACAGGCUGUUCUGAUCUCAGGAUGUUUUGAAAGCAACGCUACAGUCAGUCAAGACAAUGAUAAUGACGAGGUAACUAAUGGUACCAGUUCUACUGGGAGUAAUUUGAUGAACGAAGGACAGGCACAACCCACUGUGGCCAGUAACACUGAGCAACAAGCAGUGCAAGGCGCAAUCGAUCAAGGCGCAAUAGGAACUAGUAUGAUACAGCAAACAAUGGAGCAGAAUCAAUCAAGUUCAUCAAGUCCAACACAUACACCAUCGUACACGGGAGGUUCAGUUCUAAACCACCAUUUAAAACCACUAAGAGUACCUGAUUACAAUGGAAAUAAAGCAAAGUUUGAAGAAUUUUGGAGCCUAUUUGAAAGUUUAGUCGACAAAUCGAACGAGCCAGUGCAUCUAAAGAUGGCAAGAUUGCGACAGAGUUUGUCUGGUCGAGCUUUGGAAGCGAUUCGUGGUUUAGGAGUAUCAGCACUCGAGUAUGAUGAAGCGAAAGAAAUUAUUCGGUCGAAAUUUGGUGGGCAGCGACGACAAUUGAGAGGUUACAUGGAUGAACUGGAGAAUAUGCCGACUAUGCGUAACAAUGAUGUUAAUGCCUUUGAAAAGUUUGCUGACCUAGUUAGGGUAACAGUUGCGAAAUUGAAAGCUGAGAAUCGAGAAUCAGAGCUAGGAGAAGGAACUUUGCAUCGACAGCUUGUGAAGAAAUUAUCGGAUCGACAGUUGGAAAGUUAUAGUCGAUGGUUAGGCACUCACAGCAAGGAACAGUCUGCUAUAUGUUUGUGUGACUGGUUGAAGGAAGAGGUGACUAUUAAUGUGGAAGCUGCAGAAAUGGCGUAUGGUCUGGAGCAGAAAUAUGCUGAGUCAAAGGGAUACCAGAACAAGGGUGAAAAGCCUAGAUUUCGGUCAUACCGUACUGGAAAGCAGGGAAGCUAUGAGUCAUACCAACCAAAUAUGUCGGGAAACGCAGUGGAUGCAAAGCCGCCUUGUGAAUUUUGUGGUCGUACUGGGCAUGGCAUCUGGAGUUGCCACCAGUUUCAACAAAGACCAGUCUUAGACCGGUGGAAAGCUGCUAAAGAGAAACAGUUAUGUUUUCGGUGCCUUGCCACUGACCACCAUGGUAAAGAUUGUCGAAGGUCACGCCAGUGCAACAUAGGUGGGUGUCAACUUACACAUCAUCGAUUGCUUCAAGACCCAGAACACAAAAGCAACAAACCAGACCUUCCAGAGGAGAAGGUCGAGUUCAAAUCCCCACGGGAGGGGGUAAUGGAUGAAGCGAGAGUGGUUACCACGACAACUGGUGAAUCUAACCAUAAAGUACAGAUACAUUCUCUGAGAACAAUCCCUGUGUGGAUAAAAGCAAAUGGAAAGAGAAUUAAGGUAAACGCAGUACUUGAUGAUGCUUCGAACGAAACCUUCCUAAACGAAGAAGUUGCCGGAUUUCUUGGGUUAAGUGGUAAAUGGCAAGAUGUGCAAGUCCAUGUGUUGAAUGAUGCAGUGGAGACCUUUAAAUCCAUACCUUUGCAAGUCGAGAUUGAGAGUACAGAUCGUCAGUUUUCGAAAGAAAUUAAUGUUUAUAACUUGCCCACAUGA